Molecule: messenger RNA, 3249 nt
Organism: Actinia tenebrosa (Australian red waratah sea anemone)
Lineage: Eukaryota; Metazoa; Cnidaria; Anthozoa; Actiniaria; Actiniidae
Product: mitogen-activated protein kinase kinase kinase kinase 3
Biological process (GO): intracellular signal transduction; protein phosphorylation
Cellular component (GO): cytoplasm
Molecular function (GO): ATP binding; MAP kinase kinase kinase kinase activity
Source: RefSeq, a predicted model, not a curated record
UGCAUUCGUUCCGCAAGUCAACUUCACAAAUUUUAAGUCAUACGUGAAUAUUCAAAGCAACCAAUAUAAGCAGAACAACUGUAUUAUUGCUUCUAGAGCGCUCAUGAAUUUCCUAAGUAGAACAAGGACUCGUUGGAUAGUUUUGUAAAACCAUGAGUGUGCCUUUGAAGGCAAACAUUUCUCGGGGAAACCCUGACAAAGUCUUUGAUUUGAUAGAGAAAAUAGGAGGAGGGACGUAUGGCGAUGUAUUCAAGGCUCGUGUAAUCGCUACUGGUGAGUUAGCUGCUGUCAAGGUUGUUAAAGUUGAACCAGGAGAUGACUUUGAGCUUAUCCAACAAGAAAUUGCUAUGAUGCAACAAUGUCAUCAUUCAAAUAUUAUUAACUACAUUGGGAGCUACAUGAGGAGAGAAAAAUUAUGGAUUGGAAUGGAAUUUUGUGGUGGUGGAUCAUUACAAGAUAUUUAUUGUGUUGCUGGACCAUGCUCUGAACCUCAGAUAGCUUUUGUCACAACUGAAACACUUAAGGGACUGGCCUACCUGCAUGAAAAGAAUCUGAUGCAUAGAGACAUCAAGGGAGCAAAUAUCCUGCUGGCAACAAAUGGUGAUGUUAAGCUUGCUGAUUUUGGCAUAUCAGCUCGAAUAACAGACACAAUGAAAAAGAGAAAGUCAUUUAUUGGGACUCCAUACUGGAUGGCUCCAGAAAUGGCUGCUGUUGAAAGGACAGGUGGUUAUGACCUUAAGUGUGAUAUUUGGGCGGUCGGCAUUACUGUAAUAGAGUUAGCAGAAUUACAGCCCCCAAUGUUUGAUCUUCACCCAAUGAGGGCACUGUAUGUUAUAGGAAAAAAGAAUUUUAUACCUCCCACAUUAAAAGAAAAAGAUAAAUGGUCAGCUGAAAUGCAUCAUUUUAUUAAAGUGGCAUUGGUCAAAAAUCCUAAGAAAAGACCAGGAGCUGAUAAAAUGCUUACACACCCAUUCUGCUGCCGCCAUCUCACAAAGGCUGUUACACAAGAUCUAAUUGACAAGUUUAAGACACAGCAGGACGAAAGGAGCUUUCCAUUGGAUGGUUCUGAUGAUGAAGAAGAAACUAUUGAUGAACAUGUCAAAGUCAUGACAAGAAUACGAUCAACUAAGCCGCAUGAAAAGUCAUCUAAAAACAUGUCAGGUGGAAUAUUGGAUGGUGUGGAAGUAGACCCUAUAGCAAAGAGAGCUACCAAACAGCAUUUUCAGGGGGUUGAUUCCAGUAUAGAAGAUGAUGAUACUAUGCAAGCUACAGGGACAUUUAAAGCCAAACAACCUGAAGAAGAAGAUGAUGAACCACCUCCAUUACCACCAAAGGAAACUAAAGAUCAUUAUAAAGUUCCCAGACUACAAAGCUUGAAACCUGCACCUCCACCCAAACCAGAUCACCUGAAGCUGACAAAAAGCACAAGUAAUGGUGGAGGUGCUCCAAGGCAUCCACCGCCCACCGCACCUCCCCCGAAACCCCCUAUAUCUAAACCUUCUUAUGUUUCAAUAAAUGGAGUUCCACCUCCUCUUCCAAGACCCAAAAAUGUAGUCACAACUUGCUUUUCAAAGAUUUUCAAUGAAUGUCCUCUCCACAUUCAUUGUACUGCAACAUGGGUUAAUUMUAAAACUAAAAGUAAAUACAUCCUUAUAGGAGCAAAUGAAGGCAUUUAUUCCUUGAACAUUUCUGAACAAGCACCUGAUAUAGAGAUGGAACAGAUUAGCUCCAAAAAGUGUACAUGGUUGGCAGUCAUAGAAGAUAUGAUGGUGUCAAUAACAGGUGUUCCUCCGUGUGUUUCCAUGCACAAUCUACUUUCCCUUCAUGACAAACAACAGCAAACAUUUUUUAAUACUGUAACGAGAGGCGUUGUUUAUUCACAAAGGAUUGCAGAGACCAGAGGAUGCACAAAAUGUUGUAUUGUUAAUAACCCCUAUAACGGUCAACUAUACCUGUGUGUUGCUUUACCAAAUGGCAUCUUGCUAAUGCAGUGGUAUGAACCUUUGGGAAAAUUCAUGAAAGUCAAUAUGUACGAGGUUCGUUUGCCUUCGCCUCUCACAUUGUUUGAGACACUGGUCAUGCCAGAUAUGGAUUACCCCUUCAUUGUAGUAGGAAUACAGGAAAAGUCAGAACGGGCAUUAAAUUUUGAUCUCGUAAAUCUUAACUCAACAUCCAACUGGUAUACAGAACACAAAGAUGGCAAAAAGCUAUCAGUAGACCAUUUUGAUCAGCUAGAAAAAGAAACCAUUCUUAUUUGCGCUGACAACAUCAUCAGGUUUGUCAAUUUGGAAGGAAGACCAAAGCAGACGAAACGUGGUGUUUCUGAAAUUCGUUUUGAUGUGAAACCAGAAUCUGUCGUUUGUUUACAGGGUAGCGUACUCGGAUUUCAUGAACAUGGCCUUCAAGGUAGAAGUCUUCUCACGGGCCAGGUGAGCGUUGAGAUGAAUGACCAAAAGAGAACGUUUCGACUGCUUGGUGCAGACAGCAUAGCUGUGGUGGAAAGUAAGCCUACUCACGACCCACAAGGACCAUGUAAUCUUUACAUCUUAGCAAGCGCUCCCAAAACCAAGUGAGGUUCACAAAAAUACCUAUGGUGGCAACAUGUGCUCAUCACGUUGUCGAUCUGCGGAAUCUUUUAUACAGCAGACUUUGUUGUACAUUAUCAGAAACAUAAUUUGUGAAAGCAUAUAUCAGUGCACAGGCUAUAUUUUAAUAACUGCCGGGUUUGUUACCUGGGCCAUUCUUAACCACGUCACACACAGCACGCACUUGCGAUACCGGCCAGUCCGCCAAUAUAUAGAGGUCAUUUUGCACCAUCACAUGACGGCAGCCAUGUUAGAUGGCAGGAACAAUACAAUCGUUUUACAUAAGAAAAGAUUCAAUUUCUUAAAGUAAAAGGGUUCUAUUGUUCUACCAUCCAACUACAUGCCGCCCAAGCUGUAUUAUGGGCGUGGGCACGUGAUGCUGCAAAACCUCUAUAGGAUCAUAAAGAGCAUAGAUUUGUGAAUAAGGUCUAAAUUUUAGAAGCACAUGUAAAAUUUCCUGUUGUCAUUUGCAUCACUGGCGCUGAUCGUCUUUCAUGACGCCAAGGAAUGAGAUGCCAUGGACGCCACAAAAACCUCUCAGUAGCUCAAUAGGCCCUUUGCAGUUAACGGUCAUGUUUUUACUGGUGAGCAAAUUUUUUAUUUUAUUUUGAAUUGUUUAUUCUUUUUAGCUACUUGUGAAGAAUUGAAUGAAACGAUGCGUAAC